Molecule: messenger RNA, 1086 nt
Organism: Aspergillus ibericus CBS 121593
Lineage: Eukaryota; Fungi; Ascomycota; Eurotiomycetes; Eurotiales; Aspergillaceae
Product: oxidase ustYa family protein
Exons: 5
Coding region: 232-1086 (284 amino acids)
Biological process (GO): mycotoxin biosynthetic process
Source: RefSeq, a predicted model, not a curated record
AAUCUCACGAGAGAUUCUAGGGAAGGGGCUGAUCUCCAUUGUAGCGAGCGACCAAAUCAUAUCUUGGUAGAAAUAGACUGAGUAUAUCCUGACAUUGUUCGGUGACAGGCGUGCGAUACGCCCCGCUUCUGACAAUAAAGGGACACGGCGAGUUUCCCGAAUCCUUCUUAGACAGGCGGCUUUUUCUUAUGCCUGUGUUUCCUGCUUACACUCAACUUCAAACUGCCAGUGAUGGAGCUGGGCAAAUACAUGAAAGUGUCGAAAUUGGAGACUGGCAGAGACAGUGAGGAAGAUGGCUCUGAUCUCGAAGGACUUCUCCAUCCCCAAGACGGUGCAGUUUCACGACCGACGAAAGCCCGAAGAUGGAAUCUGUCAACAGUUCUCCAUUGGAUAGCACAUGGCAUAACAAUCAUCCUCAUUCUCGGAUUGUAUGUUCGUUCAGAUCGCCAGACACAGAAACGCACGCCACUAUCAAUAUACUCACCUUUGGUAGAAGCCGUUGGGGACGCCUCUCGGAUUGAAACUUUCAAGGGAACCUUUUGGGAGAACAGCCCAUAUCAUGGUCCUCCAACGGACGAGGUGAUGGCUGCAUGGAAGCAUAUCGCUCAUAUUCCCCUUCUGAAUCUUACAGCGGAGGAGAUAUCGCGAAUGGGGCAUUCUCUCGACUCAGUCCAAUACCCCCCAGAACGCGGCGGAGGAUACGUUGCCCAGUUUGAAGCGAUCCAUCAAUUGCACUGCUUGCAUUCCCUCUGGCAGGACCACCAGUACCAGAAGCACCCUGAGAUGUUCCCCGACCUCACCGAGUCAAUCCACGCAUUUCCCGACGUGUCUGAAGAGCAUUAUGAGCAUUGUGUGAAUAUGCUGCGACAGCGAUUGAUGUGUACGCCCGACCCCAACUUCGUCACCUGGCGUUGGGUGGAAGGCAUCACGGGUCCCUAUGCCGACUUCAAUAUCCCGCAUGUCUGCCAGGACUAUGAAGCGUUGCUCGAGUGGGGGCAAAGCCGUGCGGUUGAUGCGGAGGUGAUUCGGGAUUUCUAUUCCUUGGUUGCACCUGCGGAUGCAGUGGUUUUAUCGCAUGCGCCUUGA